AGCAGAUAUUAACACACUAUCAUCAAUACGUCAAUAGUUUUUUUAAAAAAAACACGUAAAUCUUCCCCAUAGGCUUUGAAAAGCGUUGAUGGUGGAGACAAAAGCCAAAGUCGAAUAAAGAGUGGAGCAGUGAUGUCUCCUUUUCUUUUUCCGAAGUCUUCUUUCUCGACUUCGCGCGGUCCUUUAGAUCCUGGCGAAUGGUAGGUGGAGAUGGGAAUCAACUGGUAAGUAAGGUGCCUAAAUGAACUUGCAAAGUCCUGCUCCAUCCUCUUCUAAGCCCCCGCCAAGAAAUAACUGUUGACAGGUUGGCUCUAGGAUCCUUACAUUCAGGCUGUAGCGGAAAACAUGUCCGUCCGGCACAAGAGCUCAGUUCACGAGCAAACCCUGCAACGUCCCAGACAUCUUCACCCGAGGGUGGGACCGCGAAACAUGGCUUUCCUAAAAACAACCAAAAGACAGCGGGACAGACGGGCAGAAUCCGAUUUCACCAGGUUCUUGGCGCCAAAACAAACCAUCGGGUCCGUCCCCUGCCGGACCUAUACGACACGUAUUCGACAAUCCUCCGCCUCGCUAAAUAGUCCUGUCUAAAACGUCUCCAAUACACACUAUUUUACCUCAAAAGGCCUUCCGAGGAUAGACAGUGACCUCUGGGGCGCAUCAUCGUUCUGUUCGAAUACAAACACGGUUUUCCUAUCAUUUUCUGUUCAUAGAUUCCUCCGCCAGAAAUUAUAUUCCCCGAGUCUUCACUUCCGGGUCCGCCAUUUUGCUGCCUCCAUUUCUUCACGAGGGGGGGUUAAAGGCCCCCAAAAUAUGCAUAUAUGAAAAGGCCAAAAAGUAACCGUCAUUGACAGGGAGUCUUAACUAGAAAAGGAAACAGGACAAAACUGGCAGGCUCGGUGAAAGCACAGCCGGCAGCGUCCCGGACGAGGAGCUUCCUGAAAAUUUGUGUUCCUAUGUAUAAAGAUGUCUUUGGUGGACUUAGGGAAGAGGUUGCUAGAAGCAGCAAGAAAAGGCCAAGAUGAUGAAGUGAGAACAUUGAUGGCAAAUGGUGCCCCAUUCACCACAGACUGGCUUGGAACAUCACCCCUCCACCUUGCAGCCCAGUAUGGUCAUUAUUCCACAGCAGAAGUGCUCCUUCGAGCAGGAGUUAGCAGGGAUGCACGGACCAAAGUGGACAGGACCCCUUUGCACAUGGCUGCAGCUGAUGGACAUGCACACAUCGUGGAACUACUUGUUAGGAAUGGUGCAGAUGUGAAUGCCAAGGACAUGCUAAAGAUGACAGCUUUGCACUGGGCCACAGAGCACCACCAUCGGGAUGUUGUAGAGCUGCUUAUCAAAUACGGAGCUGACGUCCAUGCUUUCAGCAAGUUUGAUAAGUCUGCUUUUGACAUAGCCCUGGAGAAGAACAAUGCUGAGAUUCUGGUCAUCCUUCAGGAAGCAAUGCAGAAUCAGGUGAAUCCUAAUCCCGAGAGAGCCAACCCUAUGACUAUGGCUACCCCAUUCAUCUUCACAUCAGGAGAAGUUGUCAACCUCGCAAGCCUUGUUUCUUCAGCCAGCACCAAGACAACCUCAGGUGACCCCCAUGCCUCCUCAACAGUACACUUCUCAAAUUCUACCACCUCAGUGCUGGCCACCCUUGCAGCUCUUGCUGAGGCAUCAGCCCCCCUCUCCAACUCACACAGAGCCACAGCUAAUUCAGAAGAAAUCAUAGAGGGAAAUUCUGUUGAUACAUCAAUCCAGCAAGUGGUGGGGAGUGGAGGCCAGAGGGUCAUCACCAUAGUGACCGAUGGAGUCCCUCUGGGUAAUAUCCAAACUGCAAUCCCUACUGGAGGCAUUGGCCAGCCAUUUAUUGUGACUGUGCAAGAUGGACAGCAAGUUCUAACUGUACCUGCUGGUCAGGUUGCAGAGGAGACUGUCAUUGAGGAAGAGGCAGAAGAAGCAGAGAAAUUGCCACUGACUAAGAAACCAAGGAUAGAAGAGAUGACAGACAGUGUGGAAGAAAGCAAGGAAGGCACUGAAAGAGAGCUACUUCAGCAGCGCCUCCAGGAGGCUAAUCGAAGAGCCCAGGAGUACCGACACCAGCUCCUAAAGAAAGAGCAGGAGGCAGAACAGUACCGCCUCAGACUGGAGGCCAUGGCCCGACAACAGCCCAAUGGAGUUGAUUUUGCCGUGGUUGAAGGGGUGGCCGAGGUAGAUGCUGUAGUAGUCAUGGAGGGGGCGAUGGGAGAGAGAGAGACAGAAGAGACUGAGGCAGCAGGGACCGCAGAGCCUCACACUGGAGUUUCCAUGGAAGCUGUUUCAACUUAAUGUGCAAGGGCCACAACUUGUACUGUGUCCAUCCUUUUCCUCUUAAAAAAAAAUACAGAGGACAAACUGUGUAAAAAUUAAGAAUGUCCUAAAGAAGAAAAUUAUAUAGCAGGGUACAAUGCUAUCGGCUACAACUUGGGCUCAGGAAAGCUCUCUAUGCAACUGGAAAAUUCGAAGCCCAAUUUAGGGAACACGUCUUCUGAGGGUCCAAAAUAAUAAGGACCAGAUUUCUCAGCUCACAUCAUUGCUUGAAGCACAGUGGUAAAAGAAAGGUGGAUGUUAUGGACCGAUUGUUUUUUAAAUAACUGACUUUCUAUCAGAAGAUUUUGAAAUAAUAUUUCUAAUAUGGACAUACCCAGAGCCUUUAAUAGUCGAACCAUCAAGUGACCUGAAACUUUGCCUUAGAUUUAUGAUGUGUACCCAUUAGGGAAGAAACCUAGUUGGGAGGAGGGAUUAGAUGUAAACUUUGGGGAAGACAAAGAAAUAUAUUCUGCUUCCAAAGGAAGAGGCAGGCACUCCCCACUAUGCUGAGUUAAUUUCACUGAGAAGAAAUCACCUAGGUAAAUCUGCAUCCACUGUGUGUCCAUACCCCAGAUGCCAGUUUAAGAAGCUAAAAUAGAAUUUUUAAAAACUGGAAAGAAAACUUGCUGAUGUGGGAGACGUGUAUGUAGAUCCCACAUCCUCCAGCUGUACCUCUGCGAUGCUGAAACAUGGCCAGAAAAGAGGCUCAUGGGGUUAGGAAACAGUGUGGUCUCAAGACACCAACUUUGCUUUGGCUAGAUUUUAUGAAAUUGCAAUGAGGAGGGUAGUCUGUUGUCAGAACAACUUGCUUCCAAGCAUUUAUUUAUGUAAUGUCAAGCUUUAAUAUCAACUUUUAAAAAAAUAUUAAUUUAUUUAUUUUAAUUGGAGGCUAAUUACUUAACAAUAUUGUAUUGGUUUUGC
Messenger RNA from Capra hircus (goat), 3249 nucleotides. RefSeq names its product GA binding protein transcription factor beta subunit 2 (gene GABPB2). The record is from RefSeq and is a predicted model, not a curated record. Gene Ontology annotation, molecular function: protein binding; transcription cis-regulatory region binding. Bases 964 to 2307 code for a protein of 447 amino acids. NCBI's taxonomy places the organism in Eukaryota, Metazoa, Chordata, Mammalia, Artiodactyla, Bovidae. Gene Ontology annotation, biological process: positive regulation of transcription by RNA polymerase II. Gene Ontology annotation, cellular component: nucleus. The transcript has 9 exons.